Brugia malayi is the source of this 558-nucleotide messenger RNA. RefSeq lists its product as uncharacterized. The transcript has 4 exons. NCBI's taxonomy places the organism in Eukaryota, Metazoa, Nematoda, Chromadorea, Rhabditida, Onchocercidae. Gene Ontology annotation, molecular function: RNA polymerase II transcription regulatory region sequence-specific DNA binding; DNA-binding transcription factor activity, RNA polymerase II-specific. The record is from RefSeq and is a predicted model, not a curated record. Gene Ontology annotation, biological process: regulation of transcription by RNA polymerase II. Bases 1 to 558 code for a protein of 185 amino acids.
AUGAUGUUUCCCGCUUACGCAUUUAGUGGUGCAGCACCAUCCACAGCUUGGCCAACAUUACUGCCACCGCUUCAGCCUAUACCGUCAUACGGCUUUACUCGAAAUGAUACGGGUUUUGAUUGUAUAAAUGCUCGAAAAGUUUACGAACAGCAUUGUUGCACAUAUUUAACACCACAUUCUGGUGGUGCUGCUGAUGAUAGAAGUAAACGAAAACAGCGUCGUAAUCGAACAACAUUCAAUCAACAACAAUUAAAUGAACUGGAAGCAGCUUUUCGCAAAUCGCACUAUCCUGAUGUGUUUGCACGCGAAGAACUUGCUGUGAAGAUAAAUUUACCAGAAGCUAGAGUACAGGUGUGGUUCCAAAACCGCCGAGCAAAAUGGCGAAAAACUGAGCGUGAUGAUCAGAAAUUGAAUCACUGCGAUGGUCAACAUGAAACUGUUGUAUCUAAUGUGCAACUUAGUGAAUCAUACCUGACCCCAGCACUAGUAUCACCUCCCUCUUCACUAUCAACAGCUUUAAGCCAGUUUUGCUCCAUCAGAACAUUAACACGACCAUAG